Ostertagia ostertagi is the source of this 1644-nucleotide messenger RNA. The record is from the annotation of a GenBank genome assembly. NCBI's taxonomy places the organism in Eukaryota, Metazoa, Nematoda, Chromadorea, Rhabditida, Trichostrongylidae.
AUGCAAAGAGUGUAUAUCGAUUACGACUUGCCGACGGGAGGGCCUAACAUGUUAAGAAUGUCUGAAGAUAGCGCAGAAGUUGCGGCUAUCAAAAACGAGGACUACACACCAGGCUAUUUGUCAACAAACACCGACUUCAAUCCACAAACAGCUUCAUUUUUCUAUGAAUCUAGUGCUAGUGCUGCUGGAAGUGCUAGUGCCAGCACCUCAACGUCUGCACAGUAUGUUGUUGCGAAGUAUCAGCAACAGAUGCAACGGCAACAAUACUACCCACAAUCGGCAGCCAUGACACAGCAGCAGAGGGAUUACUUGAUACGGCGAGAAGGAACUAUGCCUCCACAUUUUGCCACCACUUCUGCUCAACCUGGAAUUCACUAUUAUCCCCGAGUUUCCAGUCAGCAACAAACGGGUGUCGCUACUCAUCCAACGAAUAUACCAUACCCCAUGAUCCAGUCCGUGAUGCAACAACAAAGAGUUCAACGAAAUGUGACAACAGCUGCGGGCUCUCAGAGAGUUCCUAUUUUGAUAAGACCACGGUUCCCUGCAGGAGUUCAACCGCAGUUUCAAUAUGGUUCAACGCAAGUAAAUGUUAGGCCUAGUAUGCAAUACAGUGGUGGCGAAAUGUACAUGCGCUACGAUAGGGAGCUUCCUUCCUAUGGUCAAUACCAGUCUGAGAUACCUCCACUUGCUGUGAAUUCGUUUCCAGUUCAUCAGCACAACGGGGUAGUAAUUCGUAUUUCCGAUCGCGAUCUGCGAUUCUCUCAGGUACCAAUGCAUCCCGCUCAGCUCGCAUAUUCUCAAACUCCCUUUGAAUACCCCAUGCAUGCUUCUGAUUACAACAACAACAUGGAUUUCCAAGGUAUUAUUAAAGUGGAGGAUGCCAUGGAUGGGCAAACAGCUGUUGAGGGAGGACUGAUAAAGAGGCGCAAGAGACCAAGGAAAGUUAAAACAAGCGACAUAACAGGAGAAGGAGAAGAUGCCGAAGGUGUUCCAAUCCGGAAAAGAAGAUUGACAAACAAACGGAAGAAGCUUUCAAGUGAAACUGAGGGAGCCGAGCCAAGCGUAGCAGAUACAAAUGUACUGGCUGACGGCCCACCACCUCCUCUGACUCAUGGUGAGCUAUUGAAACAAAAAAAGAAGAACAUGGCUUUUCCGAAAGGCACAUUCUUAGUGCGUUAUGCGGACCUGGACAGCGACGAAUACGCUGGUCAUAUUUGGCUUGUCGACAAUCAUCAGUUGCUCCAAAAGUAUACGUAUGAUGGCUUAGAUGCCUCCAAUCUGAAGAUUUUUAGUCGCACUGAGAGAUAUAGCGGAUGGCUCUGCACGUGUCCAUGGUUGUACCAUCCACUUCCUGAUGUCAGAGGAAUACUAGGAAAUAUGGAAAAGUAUCACUGGUCGCAGCUUUUUAAUGCGGAUUUAAUAAUGCUGAUCCCAAAGAAGAAAGUUGAUUGGGUGAGCAAGGAGAAAGAGGAGAGUAAAAAAGCACCAGAGCCAGAACCAGAACAGGUUGAUACGGCAGAAGAAGCCGUGAACUCUGAUGCGGAACAUUUAUGCGAUGAGCACGAAGCCAUAAUGGAAAUCAAGAAGGAUUUGAUGGCAGACGACACUCCGUUGAUCAAGACAGAAGCACCAGAUGAUGAAUGA